This is a messenger RNA of Lagopus leucura (white-tailed ptarmigan), 9874 nucleotides long. It is a transcript of the gene GJA8, whose product is annotated as gap junction protein alpha 8. The transcript has 6 exons. NCBI's taxonomy places the organism in Eukaryota, Metazoa, Chordata, Aves, Galliformes, Phasianidae. Gene Ontology annotation, cellular component: connexin complex. Gene Ontology annotation, biological process: cell communication. The record is from RefSeq and is a predicted model, not a curated record. The coding region runs from base 1037 to 2236 and encodes 399 amino acids.
UGCUGUCUGCUAGAGCUUGUUUGUAGUGCAGUCUGCAAGUUUGCUGCUUCCCUAGAGCUGUGUUGCUUGGGCAGUUGGAUGUUAGCUGUGGCAGUUCUGGUGGAGAUGCCCUUAAUAUGUGGGUGAAUCCUUAUUACAGAGAGUUACCGGUACCAUGACAAGGAUGGACCAGGUGCUUUGACUGUGAUGUUGUGUAUUGCUCUGUUGCAUGGUUAAUAUUCAGGCUUGCCGGCUGCUUACAUGAUUUCCAGCUUGGGGGUUGUGCCAACAGUUGCACAGCAGGAAUGAGUUUCUUAUGAGCCUGUUCAUCUGCCCCUCAAAACCCAAAGGAGACACUCUCAGGCCUGAUGCUUCCAGAGGAGAUGAGCUGGCUGUCUUGACUCUCAGCUGUGUACCAAAAAGGGAGGGCAAUAUGUGCAGCCUGCCAAAGCAGCCCUUGGUAAGAAGGCGACUGGGCUGCACAACAUCAGCGCACACGUGGUCGGUGGGGAAGCGCGAGUACAGCUUCAAUCCUUGUCAAUGGCACCUCGUUGACUUUUAACACUUCUUUAUCAUGUCUGCACUCACCUCGUAGCAGCACUGAUAAAAUGCCAUCGCUGGUGUAAUCUCCUGAGCAGCUCUGCAGAAAGCGCUGCAGAGCAUGAGAGCCUGAAUCGCUGGCAGCCGGCAACUGGUGUGGGACUCCAAUCCAGACCACGGUAAUAAAGCAAGGGCUCUAACCUGAAACAAGUCUGAGGCAGAAUAACUUCCAAGAUGUAUCGAACACCAGAGGUGCUGAUCUACUGCAGAAACACUUGAGCAGCCUGCAGUGUUCUAGCCUCCCCUCUGGCAUGUGGCCUGACACAGAAAUGGACAAACUGCCUGGAUGACAUGGGAAACCAAAGUGUUACUCUCAACUAAAACAUUAUCUUUUAGGAGAUGUCAAAGACCAGACCAAAGUACCUAACAAUGUCAAAUACAGAUGUGAUGCCCCAGUGAUCGCCAGUGCUGGAAAUCAGCAGCGAGACUCAAUUGUUGGAUCUGGGUACAGUAAGAAAUGGGUGACUGGAGUUUCUUGGGGAACAUUUUAGAGCAGGUGAACGAGCAGUCCACUGUCAUCGGGAGAGUUUGGCUCACAGUGCUCUUCAUUUUCCGCAUCCUGAUCCUGGGAACAGCUGCUGAACUAGUAUGGGGAGAUGAACAGUCAGACUUUGUGUGCAACACCCAGCAACCUGGUUGUGAGAACGUCUGCUAUGAUGAGGCCUUCCCCAUCUCCCACAUCCGGCUCUGGGUCCUACAGAUCAUUUUUGUAUCCACGCCUUCACUAGUGUACUUUGGGCAUGCGGUGCACCACGUCCGCAUGGAGGAGAAGAGAAAAGAGAGGGAGGAAGCUGAGAGGCGUCAGCAAGCCGAGGUGGAUGAAGAGAAGCUGCCCCUAGCUCCAAAUCAAAACAAGGGCAACAACCCAGAUGGGACCAAGAAGUUUCGCCUGGAGGGGACUCUCCUGAGAACAUACAUCUUCCACAUCAUUUUCAAAACUCUCUUUGAAGUGGGAUUCAUAGUUGGCCAGUAUUUCCUGUAUGGCUUCCGCAUUCUGCCCCUUUACCGCUGUGGGCGGUGGCCCUGUCCCAAUCUAGUGGACUGUUUUGUCUCCAGGCCUACAGAGAAGACUAUCUUUAUUAUGUUCAUGCUCGUGGUGGCUUCUGUGUCCCUCUUCCUCAACCUGGUGGAGAUCAGUCACUUGAUCCUGAAAAGGAUCCGGAGGGCUCUGAGAAGACCAGCAGAAGAGCAAAUGAGGGAGGUGCCAGAGAAGCCCCUGCAUGCUAUUGCAGUGUCCUCCAUCCCGAAGGCCAAAGGCUACAAGCUGCUAGAAGAAGAAAAGCCAGUGUCCCACUAUUUCCCUCUCACGGAAGUAGGGGUUGAGCCCAGUCCCCUUCCAUCGGCCUUCAAUGAGUUUGAGGAGAAGAUCGGAAUGGGGCCAUUGGAAGAUCUCUCCAGGGCAUUCGACGAGAGGUUGCCAUCGUAUGCACAAGCAAAGGAACCGGAAGAGGAGAAGGUAAGAGCAGAGGAGGAAGAGGAACAAGAGGAGCAGCCAGCACCUCAGGAAGAACCAGGGGUGAAGAAAGCAGAGGAGGAGGUGGUGAGCGAUGAAGUGGAAGGGCCUUCAGCACCUGCUGAACUUGCCUCUGAUGUGAGAUCCCUCAGCAGGCUAAGCAAAGCCAGCAGCCGGGCCAGGUCAGACGAUUUGACUGUAUGAGGAUGCAGGAUAUGAGGAGCAUAAGAAAAGAAGAAAAAGAAAAGGAGAGAGAAAGAAGCAGAAGAAUUUUAAGCAAAGUGCUAAAAUGAUCGUUUAAAUAUUAUUUCAUCUUGAGAUUCUCAACUGGAAAGGUACUAUUGUGGUAACUGUGCCUUAUUUGCCCUAUAUGUCCAUUUGAAAAGGAACAUUUUCCGUUUCCACAUGCCAGCUCAUUUCUUACAGUAAUAUCUACAUUGUCCACAUAACUGAUGUGUUUUAAAACCUAAUGUGGCAGUGAAACCCAGAUGUCACCACUGUGAAUGUACUUACUGGAAGCUUCGUGUUCCACAUUUCCUUAGGAAUGUGGGGAGGAUCUGUCUCAUGAGCCAUCUAAGGGGGAGGCUAAUAAACAACCGUACCUACUAUUUCUUUUUCUGUUUUCACCUAUGGCAUGCUGAGCAGAUCUCCCCUUCGCUGUUGGCAUGGAUUUGCGAUUAUUUAAUUCACAAAGUGAAUUCUGUGUUUGGCAUUGACACCAAAACAGUAAGCACUAUUUUCCCUCUUUAUUGAGAAAGCAAAGACCAGAAAUAUCUAUAAUUUCUCUGUGAAUGUAAAUUUGAGUUAGGUAAAAGUAUUUUAUUUUCCCUUUGUCAAAAAUAUUUUUGCUCUUUUAGUGACAUUGACAGUGGGCAAGGUUAACUCUAGCUGUCUUCUAGGACUUAGCAGAUGCUCACAGAUGGAUUAUUUGUUCCCAAGAGAGUUAUCCAGCUCCAAGCUGAGCACUUUAGAGCACUAGAAAGAAAAAAAUCAAGUUAUAUUUUUACUUAUAAUCCAGUGAUGUAAAGAUCUGAAACUCAAUUUAGCGAAGCAAGUGUGGAAGGGUUUCUGUGAAAGAAAGAACAGCUACAGUUCCCAGAGCAUGAAAGCAAAUACAAGCCUUCACAGCAUGAUCCUGACAUGUGCUCAGUUCCUGGAGCCCCAAGACUUACAGGCACUCAGCAAAUCUCAGGUACAGCACCCUGAAGGCACCUGUGAAUCUAAACCACAGGUAACUAUGUGACUCUGAAACAAAACUGGUUGUUCAAGUUUGAAAAGUCUGAAAUGAUAAUUCUGACAUGUUUUGUUUUUAAUUUGACAGACGGGAGCCAUCCAGUGGCCUACUUUGCUAUUAAAUGCCAAAGUCUCAAAUAAAACAAGGCCUUUCAAGAGAUCUUUUAGAGUAGGAGAGAAAGGUAUCGUCAUAGCCUUUAUCUUUUAGAUCUUUUGUGCCAACAGGUCUGUGCAGAACUCUCAUAGCCUCAGUAAAUCUUUUUAGUUACAAAAGGAAGAAAAAGAUGUGCUUGUUAAAAUGUCUGUGGAUUUCUACCUUCAGGACUGCAGCAGAGCCUUUGGGCUGGGACAGUGCAGCUAUGCAUUUAUAGCUUCGGGUUAACUGCUAUGUCCCCUCUAAAACUGAGCCUCGUGUCAGAAAAGUGCAGGUAUGCACUCUCAUCUGCUCUGCUCUGCAAACCUCAGACUCCACCAGCUCAGCGAAUUCUUUCUGCUGGGCUGCAGCCCGUUCCAUUGUUCCCAGGGCAGGCUUUAAUCCAGAUCAGGAAAAAAAGCAGUCUUUGGCAUAAUGCAUAUAACUCAUCCUGCCAUUAGUUAGAAAAGACCCCCUGCCAUCUUCCAUUGUAGCAGGGCUGACCCAAAGCCCAUUGAAGUUAGCUGGGUGUCUGAGAUAGAUGUCCUAGGCUUGGGCUCAUACCCUCAGUCCUGUCGUCCCACACCCCAGCCCAGGCAACCACAGGUACACUCAGCUCUGUCACUGAUUAACCUGCUUGGUGGACUUCAUGUGCCUUGUUUUGCAGCCUUCGUGGUCUAGCACAAAGUUGGCUGGACUUCACUGAUGCGUGAAGUAAGCUGUACAUAUGUAUAAAGUUUGUAGGGUGUGUUGGGAUUCUUCAGCACCACAGCGGUGCCACGUGUUUGUUUUUUUUUUUACACUAUUAAUCCUUUUGCUCCUCUCGGGCCUGUGUAUUUUCCCAUGGUUUGCAGCCUGUUGACAUAAUCUUUGCUCCCUUGACAAAGGCUGUUAGUUUUUUUAAGGAACAAUUCCUUGUGAAGGAAGACUGGAAGGUACCUCCUCAGUUCUGAGAAAGAAUACGAGAAAGCAAGAUAUGUGAAGGAAAAUGUGGAGGGAGAAUUUGGAGGCUACCAUCUAUCCAUUCUCUCAGUACAGAAACAGGAGAAGAGUUAGCACCAACGAAAGGCUGGUGGAAAAAGAUAAACGAGGAAAGAAGUCUUCAACUGGAAAAGAUUCCAUUGUGCCCAAUACGCUACUAGAAUCCAAGAAAGAGCAAAGAUUUAGAUGAAUAACAAAGCCAGCACAUUUAUAAUAUAUGGGAUGUAUUACUUUUUUCCUUCACAGAGAAGAUAUAAUGGAGUUUUAAUAGUUUGAAACAUAGCAGAGUUCACUUGAACUGGAAAAACCCUUCCCUGCAGGUGAAAAAAAAGAAUCGGUAACUGUUCAGUGUGAGGUAUCUUCCACCUUAUUGAGAGCAUCUGACCCUUCCACAUACCAAUGUACUGGACUAAAUGAACCACCUCCCAUCCUUGUUUACUACUAAUUACUUGACAAGUCCUUUUACAAAGCAUUUUGAUGACCAUCCCCAUUCCUGACCUCUGACAUGCACACCUUCUUUAGAUCACUGGACUACUUAAAGAUGACUACUCAUUAAUUAGAGGUAUGUGGUUCAUAAUAUGGAUGUCAGACAAUCCAGUCUUCAACUGUAAGAUGUUGAGUACGUCAUUCUUUUUCACUGGAGUGCCUCCGUAGAGUGCAGUACAUGCAACACCCUGAACAGACACUCUGCUGUUCUUUCAGUGCUGCUGCAGGAAAGCUCAUUUCUUCCUCCAAGUUGUGACAGUGCAAUGAAUGAAGUUAAUGUUUUCCUCCUGCAUCCUGUCAAGCGCUAGUUGAUUUUUUUUCGAGCCGGUUUUCAAGUACCCUGCCAAGCUGCUAAAGCCUCCGAGUAUGAGCCAGGGCAUCAAAGCAGUGCUGUUCAGCUAACUGGGCAGGGAACUAACAGUCAGGUUCUAUGGUAUUCAGCCUCAUCUCUGCAGUAAUGUCACUGCUGGGACUGUCAGCAAGUCAUUCUUCCCUCUUGUACAAUUGGGAAUCAUUUUCUACCUCACGAAGACAAUGUGAGGCUCAAUAUAUUUUGUUAGUAAUAGGAUGGGAGGUACUGGGAAGGAAAGCCCUACAGAUGAGCAAAGGAUUAUUUCUGGAUGCAAUAGCCUUUAAAUGUGUUUUAUUCCCCCCUCAAUGAGACAAAUUUAAUCUCUUUUCAGGAAAUUCCUAGUGAAGUUGAAUAACAGCCUCAGAGCUGUGGAUUCGGUGUAUUAAAAAAAAAAAAAAAGUAAAACAUAUAUAUUAAUAAAUGUAAAGAACGAGGAAAGUUAUCUUGGGAAGUGAACACUGGACAAUUAGAGUCAUGCUUGUAUCAUUUAGGGGUGUGUGGUAUUCCCUUGGCUCCCUGUGCAAAUAAAUCAUUAACUGAUCACAUGGCUCUCUGCAAGGAGCUUAGGAUGCAAGUGUCAAAUUCACCAAAAGAGGUUAAAAUAGAAGAGGAAGGUAGUAUCUUAGCUGAUAUUAGCAUGUGGGAGUUGGUGUUCUCUAGUGUCUAGAGCAGUGGACCUAGGAUAAUGAUCUUAGAUUUAUUUCCAGCUCUGCUACUGACUUGCUGUGAUAAUCACUUUACCUCUUGGUACCUGUUUUUUCCACCUGUAAAAUGGGUGUAAGAAUUUCCACCUACCUCACAGGGAUGUUGUGAGGCUUCCUUAAUUCUGUUUGUAAAGUAAGUAGGAAUGAUCUGAUGAAAAGCACUGCUGAAAUGCAUUGUAUCCUUGUUAUUUCCUGCCAGAACAUCGAACUUGGUUAACAUGUGACUCUUUGACCAAAAGGGCAGUAGUGUGAAAAUCUGAACACUGCAUUGCACUGACACCAUUAACACAGAUGUGGGUUUGCCACAAAUGGAGGAGACUUUAUUGACUCCUCACCCCUUUCUCCCAUCUUAACAUUGGUUUGGCCAUUUGAAGCUGUGGUCACAGUGGGGUUACGUGGACCACUCUUGUCCAUCCCAGCACCUGUUCUGUGGUAACAUUUAUGCUUAAAUAAGCAAGUUCUUGGAGGGAGGUGCAGGUUGUUGGAGCUUUUUUAAAGGUGGAGCAAUUGGCUUUGCAAGUCAUCUGGGGGAGGGCUGUAUAAUGCACAAUAUUGCUGGGCUUCUGUUUUAAAUCCCUCAGUGCAAACUCCAAGUGAAUUUUUCAGAAUUUCUGUGGAAAAAGACCUCUAUAGAAAAGUUGACAAUUGCUUAUGGCACAUACAAAAAAAAAAAAAAACAAAAAAACAAACAACAACAACAACAAAAAACACAAAACAACAAAAACAAAAUAAGAAGUAACCAUGUAGAUGUAAAAACAUAAAUUUUUAUGCUACACUGAUUAUUUCCAGUAAGUGAGACAGAUCUAACAGUCCCUUUGUGAUGAAAAUCAGUGAUGUAUAGAUUCCUUCUCCUGUAGGAUAGGAGAGAUUUGAGGGGACCUCUGCUCUCCAGGUCAGUGUGGACAUGGAAUCUACUUGCUAAGGGAAGAAAGUCCAGCUUCUCCUGCUACUCAGUAACUCACUGACUGUGCAUUUUUUCAUUUAAACAGCAGCCCUGGUACUCGAUGAAAAAAAGUGGCAGCUUGCUGUUUUGUAUAGAAAAUGGCUUUUCAAGUUGACAACUGAAAGUAAUCCCAGCCUAGGCAUACUUUUGUUUAGUAGACAAGAGCAUCCAUGAGAACUAGACUAAAGCUUUCCUAUAAGCCUAAAGCUGUUGUGAUAAAAUGGCAUAUGGUGCCAGACUGCCUGAGGGCCAGGGCUGGAGAAACAUCAAAAUCAGUGGAGUUGUCCAACUAUUGGAAUUUCAUUUUUUUCCCCAAAAAGAAACUAAAAAAUUCUGACAAGGUAAAAAAUUGUUCAGAGAGAGAUUGAGCAGUGAAAGAAGUGCCCAGAGUCAUGGUAGGUGCUCCAUCCUUGGAGUGUGAAGCCUGACUGGGAAAAGCUUUGAGCAUCUUGGCCUGACUUAGAAACUGUUCUUGCACUGAGCAUGAGGUUAGAGCAGCUGGUUCUUUUCAGCCUCAACUGUGUAUCCCAUGGGAGGCUGAAAGCAAAGUGAAGCCACUGUGAGGUGAAACAGUUGAUGUGGGGCAUUUCCUGCCUCUGUGGGUGCUCUGUUAGAGCUUACUUAGAUUGUCUUAGCUGGCAACACCAACUGAACAGGCACUGAAGUGAGUCUGAUGCAUAAAACACUAUCAACCAAUGUCUCGUAGAUAGAAAAGCUGCUUGGGGCCAGGAACGUGUUGUGUAACUGGUUUGGAAAGAACACUAUAAAUUAAAAUUUAUGAGUAAGCUUGUCAGCUGAGAAAAUCACAGAAAUAAAAGGGGUUUGGGUAUUUCCAGCUCCCUCAGUCUCAGCUGUGACUUUAAAUCCAUCUGAAAAUGUAGAGGACUGCAUUUUAAAGUUCUGUCAACAACAAUAAAAAAACCCAAACAACUGCGCUUUAAAGCUUGCUGAUCUGGGAUGAAGCAGAAUUGAAUAGAAAUGGUGAUUACAGAGCUAUUGACAACAUUUCAAAAAAACAAAAACAAAAACCCCCCAAAACGCACAAAGGCUGUUGGCCUUUGCCUUGCUGGAUCCAGCCUAGCACAGUAAAAGCAAAACAAACCAUUUAUUAUUUUUUUUCUAAGAGUUAAGGCUAGAGUGCUUAGAGAAAUCAUGGAGUAGCCUACCAAAAAAUUUAUAUGUCAGUGCAGAAAGAAUUUGUAGAGAAACAUUAAACAGAAAAGUUGGCUCCUAUUGAAUUUCUCUGAUGUUCAGUGGCCUACAGGCAGCUACUGAGUAGAGUUCCUGCAGGAUGGCAGCUUGGUGCUCCAACUAAGGGGCAGCUGCAGACAAAGGCCAACACUGAGAAGCCUGUGAGCCUGUAAUCUGGAUGCCUCGUGACAAGGGUAAGGCAAGCCAGUGUGACCAGCAAAUUAAACCUUGCCUAUUACCAAAUCUGAUAUUGAUGGAUUUUUAAGAAGAUCAUCAAUUUUAAAGUAAUUUAGCUUUUAUGCACUGGAUUCUGGAUUUUUCUGACAGAACCAAAACCCAGAGAUAUUGUGUAUUGUUUUUUUUUUCUUUUCAUUUUCAAAUUAUUCAACCGUGAUGUAUCAAAAACUACUGGGACAAAAAUGCUCAGGCACAUUUCUCAAUACAUACAUGUUAGUCCAAAGAAAAGCCAUAAGACAACCCUGCAAAAGAGUAAAUUUCUGUCAGUGAGAAUCAAGACCCAGAACUCACCACACAUAAAUUAAAAAUAAAUUCAGAAAUCAGAAUGAUGUCAGAUUGCUCCCAAGCUUCAGAGCUCCUGCUUAUGAAAAACUCUGGAGAGAAAAGAAAUGAAAAUGGAUGGCCAGCUACCAGCUAAGCCUAUUAUUCAUAAAUAUGCCCUGUAGCACCUUUUGGAAGCCUAUGCUAUCUCUGUAUAUUCCACCACAACAAACUGCUUUAAAUCAGUAUGUUCCACCUUUCCACUUUACUUUAAAGGCUUUAAUCUAGUUCUCACUAUGAACUGAACAUACAGUACCCACAUUCACACUUUAAGAUGUGCAAGAAUAGAAGAUGGAGCUAAGCAGAAACCUGCAAUGCACUGACCAGCCUCCUUUCCUCGUGUGCUGCCUCCCUGCUCCAGCCACUAUCAUCUACACUGUGUCUGGUGAAACCACCCACCUGCCACAUCUGGGAAGCUGCCAUGGGCCCUUCUCCUCAGACGUGCUUACCAGUGUCUGCUUAAGGAGGAACAACAUGGAAUAUUUUUCCAUUUUAUAAUUAAACUUUUUGUUUUCCCUGAAUGAGAAGCCUGGUGGGGAUGGAGGGGUUGAUCUGAAGUUUUCUGACAGGAAUCAUCUUCUUCCCUUCUUACAAGAAUCAGAGAUCAAUAAUUUAUAGCUUAGCACAGGCAUGUUUCAAGUCUAUUUGUAAACACACACAGUGAAGAAAGUUUAAAAAGCUAUGACCAAACUCUGUCUUGUUGUUUUUCUUUUCCCCUUGUUUUUGAAAUCAGCCAAGUUGUCAGGGUUAAACAAGACCAGAAUUUGGCUUCCAACAAUUCAAUCGUGACAGGAUUCCUAUCUACUGUCUCUGAAAAUUAACCAGUCAACCAACCUACCUUGCCCCAAGAGCUACUGCUGCAGAACAGAGCAACCACAGGUACCCCAAACUCAGCAGGCUCAUCACUUUAGGAAAGAUCAGUUUCUAGCAGUAGGCACAGAAAGAAUGAGCAGGGAGGGAAGCUCUGAUCUCAGCUCGAUAUUAAUUGGCAGCAAUACCAGAAGCUGUAAAAGAGGGCCUCAGAUCAGAAACUGUAAAUUGCUCCCUCAGUUCAUUUGCCCAUGAAAAUUGAAUGUUUUUUUGUCUUUGCAAUGCUGUAGACAAGGAGACAGAUUUCAAAACAUGAUGACUGACAGCAAGAUAGAAAGCCAAACUAUCAAAGAGACUGUGGGACUAAUCCGAUGACUCAACACAACCACACAUGGAAUCGUUUUUCUAGUGAAAUGAGUUGUAAUGAAUAAAGGAUACUGAUUUUCACUCA